AUGGAACGAUGGCUGAAGCUGGAACAGUGGUGGGGACGAUGCUUGGCCCCUGAGAUUUGCCAGAAUGUGCCAUAUGGCAGUAGAAUCGACGUGUGGUCGUUGGGCACUGUGCUGUAUGAGUUGCUAGUGCUGAAGCAUCCCUUUCAGAGCAGCAACAUGGCAGCCACUGUGCUGAAGAUCAUCUCUUCAGAACCUGCACCGCUUCCCACACGUUGCAGCCAGGAGGUAAAUCAAAUUGUCCAGCUCUGCUUGCAGAAAGACCCGUCCCGGCGGCCGUCCGCAAAGGAGCUCCUCGCUCAUCCUGCUGUCAAGGGCUUUGGUGAAGAGACUGCACGGCUGGAAUCUACUAGCUCAGACCUUGGUUCCACCUGGGGCCCAAUCGUGGAGGAGGACGGCGAAGAGUCAGCCACUCUUGAUGGAGGUCAAACACGCCUUUACAAAGGCGAGUUUUGCAUUGCAGACCCUGAUGGCGACAGAUCCCUCAAGGCAGAGGGAUGCGUGGCCCAGUGA
Messenger RNA from Durusdinium trenchii, 510 nucleotides. The record is from the annotation of a GenBank genome assembly. Lineage: Eukaryota; Dinophyceae; Suessiales; Symbiodiniaceae.